Messenger RNA from Metarhizium album ARSEF 1941, 447 nucleotides. RefSeq names its product selenoprotein domain-containing protein. Bases 1 to 447 code for a protein of 148 amino acids. The transcript is spliced from 2 exons. NCBI's taxonomy places the organism in Eukaryota, Fungi, Ascomycota, Sordariomycetes, Hypocreales, Clavicipitaceae. The record is from RefSeq and is a predicted model, not a curated record.
AUGGCCGAGCAGGCCGAGCAAGCCGAGCAAGCCGAGUCAACCAGCGCAGACCACGACGGAAUCCGGCUUCCAAGAGUGACGAUCCAGUUCUGCACGCAAUGCAGAUGGAUGCUCAGGGCCGCCUACUUCGCCCAAGAACUCCUGUCCACGUUCUCCACGUCCCUGGGCGAAGUCUCCCUCCAGCCCUCCACGGGGGGCACCUUCGCCGUGACCAUGCGCCACCGGCCGCUCGGCCCGGCCCAGCAGGCCGUGAGCACCACCGUCCUCUGGGACAGGAAGACCGACGGCGGGUUCCCCGAGACCAAGGAACUCAAGCGGCGCGUGAGGGACGUCAUCCAGCCCGGCCGGGACCUGGGACACGUCGACGGGCACCACGCCGCGGGCGGAACCGGGACCGCGACCGCGACUGCGACUGCGACGCACCCGUCUUGCCGGGAUUGCAGCUAG